AAGAUCCAUCCAAGAUAGAGUUGAUAUCAUGAAUUAAAAUAUAAGAGUUAUGUCGGCGUAUUAUCCACGACGCGGUGUUUGAUCUAAACAUUCGAAUGGUUUGAGUGGCCUGUCGUUCGCCAUGGCAUCGUCAGAAGCAAAUCAAGAGAUUCCAUCGAACGGAACCACAAAGAAACAAAUCGUUCUCAAUGGGUUUGAUAUGUUCACAGUUGGCCACCUCUCCUUUGGCCAAUGGAGGAACCCCACGGACCGGGCCAAGGAUAAGCGCCGGGACUUGUCAUAUUGGACAGACCUCGCGAAACUCCUUGAGAAAGGGGGCUUCUUAUCGCUUUUUCUUGCGGAUACGUACGGCGUCUAUGAUACAUAUAAAGGCAGUCCCGAGCCUGCUAUCCGGACGGGAAGCCAGUGGCCGAUGGCUGACCCCGUAAUUCCGGUGUCGGCCAUGGCCGCAGUCACCAAGAGACUCGGAUUCGCCGUGACGACUUCGACUUCGUAUGAACAGCCCUACGUAGUGGCGAAACGCUUCAGCACCCUCGACCAUCUGACCAAAGGUCGUUUCGGCUGGAAUAUUGUGACGAGCUGGAAGGAGUCGGCAUCGAGAGCGGUCGGGCUCCCAUAUGUCGAACACGACAAACGCUACGAGAUUGCGGAUGAGUAUCUGCGGGUCCUGUAUAAGCUUUGGGAGGGUUCGUGGUCGGACACGGCUCUGCUCGAAGACGCAGAGAGCGGCGUUUACACGGAUUAUAAGCAGGUCAGGAGUAUUCACCAUCACGGUGAAAAGUUCCGCGUAGACGCCCCCCAUAUCGUCGACCCCUCGCCGCAACGGACGCCGGUAUUAUUCCAAGCAGGCACAUCACCAGCGGGGAUCAAGUUCGGCGCGACGCACGCCGAGGGCAUCUUCGUAUCGGGGCUAUCGCCGCACAUCCUGGCCCCGCGCGUCAAGGCGAUCCGGGAGGCGGCGGCGGCGGCGGGGCGAGACCCGGCAUCGAUCAAGGUGUUCGCGAUGAUCACGCCGAUCAUCGGGGCGGACGCGGACGACGCGCGGCGCAAGUACGAAGACGCGCUGCGGUACGUGCUGGUCGAGGGCGGGCUCGCGCAGUUCAGCGCGACAACGGGCGUCGACGUGUCGCGCUUCGACCUCGACCGCGAGCUCACCGAGCACGACAUCUCCGCCAUCGCGCGUGUUCACUCGGCCGUCGGCAACCUGCGCUACCAGGGCGACGACGUCCCGCGCCUCACGCCGCGUAACCUCGGCGUCGUCAGCGCCAUCGGCGGCAUGGGCGCCAUGCCCGUCGGCACCGCCGCCGAGGUCGCCGACGAGCUGGAGCGCUGGAUCGAUGUCGCCGACAUUGACGGCUUCAACCUUGGGUACGUCGUCACCCCUGGCAGCUUUGAGGAUGCCGUCAACUACCUCGUCCCCGAGCUCCGCCGCCGUGGCAGGUACCCGCCCGAGAUCCCCGAUCACGGCGCGGACGGGUUGCCAUCGACACCGACCUUCAGGGAGCAGAUCUACGGAAAGGGUCAGGUGCACCUCAGGGCCGAUCACCCGGGUUUCCGAUACAAGUAUGACACAUACGAGGACGCGAUAGCGCAGGAGGAAUUGGCCAGGAGCGCUAAAAACAACGCCGAAACGAUAACUUGACGAGGGGUUGCCAUGAGAAGCAAAGCAAUUAUAGGUAGGAGAGACCAUUACCAAUGAUACGAAUCGGGUUAUACGCGUUCUGUCACGUAAAACGUGGACGCCUACGAUACGCUUUGCCGUAUGUAGGCAUAUAAGGGCUGGUUCAAUUACUACGUGACACGUUCGCAUCACGAGGCUAUUCUAGACAGCGCUGGAUGCUUGCUAUGAUAGACUGGCUUUCGACCACGAAGUCGUUGCUGGUUUUCCUCCCUCGAGUAUCGUGCUUCCUCUUCCGAUUGGGACCGACAGAGCCGAGCGGCUGGCGCUCGUGAACGACUGACCGUUCCAAGUCCACAAUCAUAGGGUUUCCGCUGUGUAUGUCGUAGAGUACAUUCCGUU
Durotheca rogersii is the source of this 2020-nucleotide messenger RNA. RefSeq names its product DszA family xenobiotic compound monooxygenase. The transcript is spliced from 6 exons. Lineage: Eukaryota; Fungi; Ascomycota; Sordariomycetes; Xylariales; Xylariaceae. The record is from RefSeq and is a predicted model, not a curated record. Gene Ontology annotation, molecular function: oxidoreductase activity, acting on paired donors, with incorporation or reduction of molecular oxygen; monooxygenase activity. Bases 122 to 1642 code for a protein of 506 amino acids.